ACACUGCGCUCCGACAACUUGACACAGAGUAACAGUAAAUCAGACAGCAGCUCCUCCAGCACCAGCAGUGAAAUUGUAACCCUGUUGUAAGUAUUUUUGGCCGCUGAUAGGACCGAGUGAGAUCACUGCGGUCUCUUUUCUCGGCUAGACUCAAGAGUUGUUCGGCAAGAGCAACGUAGAGACCGUUUUCAGUCUAAUUUCUGCGAUAUCUCAACAUUAAAUCACACUGGAAAUGUCCGAAAACAAGCCGAAUGAUGAGCCGAAGUUAUCUACGACGGACAGGGUGGUGAAAUCUGUCCCGUUCCCGCCCAGUCACCGGCUGACGGCUAAAGAGGUGUUUGACAGUGAGGGGAAACCAAAAGUGGAUGUGCUGAAGGCUCACCUAACCAAGGAGGGUCGCGUGGAGGAGGCGGUGGCUCUGAGGCUCAUAGGAGAGGGUGCUGCAAUCUUGCGUUCAGAGAAGAACCUGCUGGACAUCGAGGCCCCCGUGACAGUGUGUGGAGACAUCCAUGGGCAGUUCUUUGACCUGAUGAAGCUGUUUGAAGUAGGAGGAUCACCAGCAUCCACGCGCUACCUUUUCCUGGGGGACUACGUUGACAGAGGGUAUUUCAGUAUUGAAUGUGUGCUGUACUUGUGGGCCUUAAAGAUCCUUUACCCCAAAACACUGUUUUUGCUGCGUGGGAAUCAUGAAUGUAGACACCUUCCUGAUAUUUACACAUAUCAGAGCUAUUUCUGUAGAAUUAAGUAUUCAGAGAGGGUGUAUGACGCAUGUAUGGACGCCUUCGACUGUCUUCCUCUGGCCGCACUUAUGAACCAGCAGUUCCUGUGUGUACACGGAGGACUUUCUCCAGAAAUCACAAAUCUUGACGACAUCAGGAAACUAGACAGAUUCAAGGAGCCCCCAGCGUAUGGACCGAUGUGUGAUCUGCUGUGGUCUGACCCCCUGGAAGACUUUGGGAAUGAGAAGAGCCAAGAGCAUUUCACACACAACACAGUGCGAGGAUGUUCCUACUUCUACAGCUACCCUGCAGUCUGUGACUUUCUACAACACAAUAACUUAUUAUCUAUCAUCCGGGCCCAUGAAGCGCAGGAUGCUGGAUAUCGCAUGUACAGAAAGAGUCAGACCACUGGCUUCCCAUCCCUUAUCACCAUCUUCUCAGCACCCAACUACCUAGAUGUCUACAACAACAAAGCGGCAGUGCUGAAGUACGAAAACAACGUGAUGAACAUCCGGCAAUUCAACUGCUCUCCUCACCCUUACUGGCUGCCCAACUUCAUGGACGUUUUCACCUGGUCCCUGCCCUUCGUCGGCGAGAAGGUGACUGAGAUGCUAGUGAACGUACUGAGCAUCUGCUCCAACGAUGAGCUGACGACCGACGAGGAGCUGGACGGUGCCACAGCUUCCGCCCGUAAGGAGGUCAUCCGCAAUAAGAUCCGUGCUAUUGGCAAGAUGGCCAGGGUGUUCUCUGUGCUCAGAGAGGAGAGUGAGAGCGUGCUGACGCUGAAGGGACUGACCCCCACAGGCAUGCUACCAAGCGGAGUGCUGUCCGGUGGCAAAGAGAAGCUGCAGAAUGCUACUAUUGAAGCUAUUGAGGCUGACGAAGCCAUCAAAGGCUUCUCGCCCCAGCACAAGAUCACCAGCUUCGAGGAGGCCAAGGGUCUGGACCGUAUCAACGAAAGGAUGCGGCUGACGGGGCCGCCCCGCCCCCAGCUUCAGCACGGCCCGCCACCGCUGAAAAGGGAGUUGGAGAGGCUGCUCAUUCUGCUGCGAGCAGUAAAAGACAGGCCCGUGGUUCAGGCCGGUGCUCGAGCUGUUAACGAGGUGUAA
Molecule: messenger RNA, 1828 nt
Organism: Monopterus albus (swamp eel)
Lineage: Eukaryota; Metazoa; Chordata; Actinopteri; Synbranchiformes; Synbranchidae
Product: serine/threonine-protein phosphatase 2B catalytic subunit alpha isoform-like
Exons: 16
Coding region: 233-1828 (531 amino acids)
Biological process (GO): calcineurin-mediated signaling
Molecular function (GO): calmodulin-dependent protein phosphatase activity
Source: RefSeq, a predicted model, not a curated record